AUGAAUAUCAUUCCGAGGAUGCAACGGCGGUUAAACGUGUCCUCUGUCCCCCAUUAUUUUCCUUCAUCAUCACCAAACACAAACACCCCGCAUCUCCAACUGGCCCAAUCCGAUGAUAACCGAUGCUUUUCAGAUGUCAGUGGCUCUCAAGACAGUAGCUAUACAGCACCUAAAACGAUUCGCUAUCGCCUCAGCCAGUUAUGUCGAGAAGGAGAAAUCCAAACUGCCCGGCAACUGUUUGAUUCAAUUCCUCAACCAACCACUGUUCUUUGGAACUCCAUCAUCAUUGGGUAUAUAUGUAACAACCUCCACCGAGAAGCUCUUGCUUUGUAUGUGAAAAUGAAGAGCUUUCAUCAUAAAAGCGUGCCUGAUCCUUACACUUAUUCCUCUGUUCUUAAAGCUUGUGCUGAGACAAAUGAGCUGAAGCUAGGUAAAGCAGUGCAUUGCCACAUUUUAAGGUCAGGUAUACACCCUGGUAUAAUUGUUUAUAAUUCCCUUCUAAAUAUGUAUGCUAGUUGUCUUUGCUGGUUUGAUGCUCUUCCUAAAAUCGACUUGGUGAAAAUCAUGUUUAUGACCAUGCCGGAAAGAAAUGUGGUUGCAUGGAACAUAAUGAUUUCCUGGUGUUUGAAAACACAGACACCUACCGAAGCGCUUUUCCAUUUUGUUAUGAUGUUGAAAAUGGGCGUCAGACCAACUGGUAUUAGUUUUGUCAAUAUAUUUCCGGUUGCAACGGCAAUGUGGAGUGUUAAAAUUGCUGACGCACUAUAUGGUUCAGUUAUUAAAAUGGGAGCUGAGUUUGUAAAUGAUUUGUUCAUCGUGAGUUCAGCAAUUCAUAUGUAUGCCGACCUUGGUUGUGUUGUUGCUGCUCAAAGGAUUUUUGACAAUUGCUUGGAGAGAAAUAUAGAGGUUUGGAAUUCCAUGGUUUGUGGAUAUGUCCAAAAUUGCCAUACCAUUGAAGCGAUUCAUCUAUUCCUGAGAGCACUGGAUGCCCAGGAUGCUGUUUCACUUGAUACAGUGACUUUUGUUUCUGUAUUGACAGCAGCUUCUCAAUUGCAGCAUUUGAAUUUUGCUCAGCAGCUAUAUGCCUACUUGAUUAAGAGUUCUUGGGUAUCACAUACCAUUAUCCUUAAUGCAAUUGUAUCCAUGUACUCAAAAUGCAACUGUAUCACUGAAUCAUUUAAAGUUUUUAGCGCAAUGCCAGAAAGAGAUCUGGUUUCAUGGAAUACCAUGGUUUCUGCCCUAGUACAGAAUCAAAUGGUUGGUGAAUCUUUAAUGUUUUUACAGGAGAUGCAAAAUCAAGGACAUAUAGCUGAUGGUGUUACCAUCACUGCCAUACUUUCUGCAGCAUCAAAUCUAAGAGAUUGCGCUCUCGGAAAACAGGCCCAUGCAUAUAUUGUAAGGCAUCAUAUCGAGUUUGAGGGAAUGGAAACUGAUCUAAUCAAUAUGUAUGCCGAUUCUAGCCUGAUUAAAGCUGCAGAAACAAUCUUUAAUAUGCGCACCUUAAAUGAUAGAGAUCAAGCCAUGUGGAAUGCUAUGAUUUCUGGAUACACUCAUAAUGGGUUAGUCGAGGAAACUUUUGCUGCCUUUGAACAAAUGCUUCAGCAGAAUGUAACUCUGACUGCUGUGACAUUGGCAUCGGUACUUCCAGCAUGCAGUCAGUCAGGUUGCUUAAGUGUAGGUAAGGCAAUCCACGGAUUUGUAGUUCGAAGAUUCUUGGAUGCUAAUGUCUUUUUGUGCUCUGCGUUGGUGGACAUGUACUCAAAAUCAGGUUCCCUCUCUAAUGCAGAAAUGGUUUUCAGAAAGUCCCCUGAGAAAAAUUCUGUUACAUACACUAACAUGAUAUUUGGUUAUGGUCAACAUGGGAUGGGUGAGAAUGCUAUCAUGCUUUUUAACUCUUGGAAGGAAUGUGGAUACAGGCCUGAUAAAGUUACCUUAUUAGCCGCAUUAUCUGCCUGCAGUCACUCUGGAUUGGUUACUGAAGGUCUUCAAAUAUUUGAGUCAAUGAGGAGAGAUUAUGGGCUUGAACCUUCUCUCGAGCACUAUGCAUGUGUAGUGGACAUGUUAGGAAGAGUAGGCAGAGUAGAACAAGCAUACAUGUUAGUUAAAAGACUGGGUGACAAAUUUGAUGUUGUGGGUAUCUGGGGUUCAAUCCUUGCUGCUUGUGCAGUUCAUGGAAACUUUGAGUUGGGUAAAGUUGUUGCUGAUGAGUUACUCGGCUUGGCAGGAGGAGUAGGAAGAACAGGCUAUCAGGUUCUGCUUUCAAAUAUUUAUGCUGCUGAAGAGAACUGGGAACAUGUGGAUAGAGUGAGAAGACGCAUGAGGAGAAAAGGUCUCACGAAGGAGGUGGGGUGCAGUUGGAUUCACAUUUUUGGUGUUACACAAUGUUUUACUUCCAAAGACAGGGAGUUUACUAAGGGCAAUGAUGUAUAUGAAAUCUUGGAACAAUUGACUUCCAACAUGAAGGAUGCUGGUUAUAGGCCUUCUUUUGGAUUGCUCGAAGCCUUUGUGUUGGAGCGUGAGUGA
This is a messenger RNA of Oldenlandia corymbosa var. corymbosa, 2523 nucleotides long. The record is from the annotation of a GenBank genome assembly. Lineage: Eukaryota; Viridiplantae; Streptophyta; Magnoliopsida; Gentianales; Rubiaceae.